This is a messenger RNA of Cololabis saira (Pacific saury), 906 nucleotides long. It is a transcript of the gene mgst2, whose product is annotated as microsomal glutathione S-transferase 2. The transcript has 5 exons. Gene Ontology annotation, biological process: leukotriene biosynthetic process. NCBI's taxonomy places the organism in Eukaryota, Metazoa, Chordata, Actinopteri, Beloniformes, Belonidae. Gene Ontology annotation, cellular component: membrane; nuclear envelope; endoplasmic reticulum. The record is from RefSeq and is a predicted model, not a curated record. Bases 70 to 486 code for a protein of 138 amino acids. Gene Ontology annotation, molecular function: leukotriene-C4 synthase activity; glutathione transferase activity; enzyme activator activity.
AGCAGGGCAGGGCCCGGACUUGCACCAACAGGCCUGCUCAUACGAGAGCUGCAGUGGUGCUGCAGAGCCAUGGUGGUGCCGGACUCCCCUCUGCUGGCGGCCGUGUCCCUGCUGUCCUGCCUGCACCUGGGCUACCUGGCCCGGCGGGUUGGACGCUCAAGGACGGCCCACAAGACCCUGCCCCCGGCCGUCACCGGCCCUCCGGAGUUUGAGCGGACGCACCGCGCACACCAGAACUGUGUGGAGUUCUUCCCCUUGUUCCUGGUGUGUCUGUGGAGCUGCGGGGCGUUCUUCAGCGAGGCGGCUGCAGUUGCAGGGGGGCUGCUCUACAUGGCUGCUCGCCAGAUCUAUUUCAACGGAUACGUCAAAUCUGCCAAGAAAAGGUUACCGGGCUUUUACCUGACUCUGGCUGCCCUCGCCGGCCUGUUUCUGCUGGGAUUGACUGGAAUAGUGCACGCCAUACUUCACAAGUACAUCCAUCUCUGAAGAGUUCAACUGAAUAAAACAAUGAAGCAGUGCUUUACUGGUUUACUGGUUUACUGGUCAUCGGUCCAGGCUGUAACCUGAACUUGUAGUGGACCAGCAUCAGGUCCCAGAGCUGUUUUAGAUGAUGCAGGUAAACCAGUCGUGAACUGCAUUCUCUCCACAGGCCUGAGCUUCUACCUGAAAUAAAGAGCUUACUGGUAUUUCCAGAUGUUUCUGUAUUCAUCCAUCAAUCCAUCCAUCCAUCCAUCCAUCCAUCCAUGCAUGCAUGCAUGCAUCCAUCCAUCCAUCCAUGCAUCCAUCCAUCCAUCCAUCCAUGCAUCCAUCCAUCCAUCCAUCCAUGCAUCCAUCCAUCCAUCCAUCCAUGCAUCCAUCCAUCCAUCCAUCCAUCCAUCCAUCCAUCCAUCCAUAGGCAUGGUGUGA